Molecule: messenger RNA, 4908 nt
Organism: Triticum aestivum (bread wheat)
Lineage: Eukaryota; Viridiplantae; Streptophyta; Magnoliopsida; Poales; Poaceae
Product: disease resistance protein RGA5
Exons: 5
Coding region: 45-4763 (1572 amino acids)
Biological process (GO): defense response to other organism
Molecular function (GO): cation binding; ADP binding
Source: RefSeq, a predicted model, not a curated record
UUCAACGUUCCCCUCAGUCCCUCACCUUCCUCCCCCUCCCCGCGAUGCCCUGGUGGAAGAGCGCCGCCUACUCCAGGUCCACCUCCCGCAUCCCCGGCGGAUACCUUGAUCCGGACCACCAUCUCCCUAGGCAGCGGCGGCUGCGCCAUGUCGACGACAUCGAGGUCGGGGUCUCCGCGCUCCACCUGGACGAUUCGCUCGCCGCCGCGCGGUCAUCCUCGUAUCCAGCGAGGAGGGAUGCGGUCUGGUCUGGGCUCACGUCCGCGAGCUCGGCGCCGAUCUCGUCGUCGCAGAGUAGCAUGGAGGUGCCGCCAGCGAGGUCGUCGUCGAAACCCAUGCCAUUGCCACACCCUCUGCCGCUGCCGCACGAGGAGGACGCCGAGGUGGCGCCAGCGAGGUCGUCGUCGAAACCCAUGCCAUUGCCCCACCCUCUGCCGCUGCCGCACGAGGAGGAGGCCGCUCCGUCAUCCUCGGACCAAGCGACAACGGACGCGAUCUGGUCUGAGCUCGCGGAUCGGAUCUUGAGGUCACGGAGUAGAAUGGAUGAGACGCCGGCGAGGUCGUCGUCGGAACCCAUGCCGCUGCCCCACAAGGAUGACGCCGCAUACUCAGCGAGGAGGGACGCGGUCCCGGUGAAGAUGGGGGGCGGUCCUGAUUCCGCUUCGCUUGAGGCGGAAACGGAGGAUCCCAUCACGGCUUUGCUCGGCCCCAUGGGUCGCCUCCUCCGGCGACUCCAUUCAAUCGAGGCUUCCGACCACCCUCUGCCAGAGGGGAUUAGUGCGAACGGGGUCCGGCUUCUCAGAGAAGGUCUAGAAGGAUUGUACGACCACCUCAAGGAUGUGCCGGAUACAGAUCUGGACCCUGGUGUCACGCCCAAAUGGUGGAUCAAGGAAGUUCGGGAACUUGCUUACGACACGGAGGACUUGUUCGACGAGGUUAUGCAAUCCGGUGCCGGUGAUGGCGUUGCUGUCGGCAGAAGCUCUCCUCUUGGUACCACCAUAAUUGGGAUUAUCAGUAAGCGGAAGCAGCGCCUGCCCCAGAUUGCACUGGAUUUCUCACAUUUAAUGGCUCGUUUGGAUGAUGCGAGAGAAAGAUGCAAAAGUUUCCAGCUUGCUCCGGAGACAGCCAUCAAACCUGACCAUGGGCAAGCCAGUACCAGCCGCCACACACCUGACCUGCCCCUCGACCUGCCGGUGUCGGCCGUGUCAAUCUCCAAUGCCCAUGUGAACACCGCUGGCUGUAGCCUAGUUGGUGUAGAACAACCCAUGAAGAAGCUUGUUCACUUGCUGGCUUUCGGCGAGGACAACCAGAAGCAACUCAAGGUAAUACCUAUCUCUGGAUCUGCAGGAGUGGGAAAAACUACGGUUGCCAGAACCAUAUAUCAUCAGUACGGAGGGGAGUUCCAGUGCCGGGCUUUUGUAAGGGUGUCCCGAAAUCCUGAUAUGAGGAGGCUUCUCACCAGCAUCCUCUCACAAACAAAGGCACCAUGGACUCAUGCCUUUUCUCAUGCGCAGGACCUUAUUGACAGUAUCAUCGAACAUCUUCAAGGAAAAAGCUACUUCAUUGUAGUCGAUGAUUUAUGGGCAUCAUCAGAAUGGGAUAUUAUUAGCCGUGCUUUUCCUUAUGGUGAUCGUUGCAGCAGAAUACUGACAACCACGCAAGUUGAGGAUGUAGCAUUAGCAUGCUCUCGUUAUGAGUCAGAAUACAUAUUUGAGAUGAGACCUCUUAAUUAUGGUGAAUCUCAGAAAUUAUUCUUCAAUAAUGUUUUUGGUUCCGAAUGUGAAGGUGCUUGCCCUAAAGAGUUUGAAGUAGUUGCAGAUAGGAUUAUCAGGAAAUGCGGUGGUUUACCGUUAUCAAUUGUAAGUAUAGCAAGCCUGUUGCUCCCAAGCAAGUGGAACCCUGCAAUGUGGGAGAAGGUAGAAAGUUCUCUACCCUCCACUUUGAGGACAGAUCCUACUUCCCAAGGGAUGAAAGAUGUUAUAAUCCUUAUUUACAAUAAGCUUCCACUUCACUUGAAGGCAUGCUUGCUCUACCUUGGUAUGUAUCCAGAGGGCCGCACUAUCAUGAAGGAUGAUUUGGUGAAGCAAUGGGUAGCUGAAAGUUUGGUCAGUGACACUGAUUAUGGUUGCUUUGACGAGCUUGUCAGAAGAGGUAUGAUCCAGCCUGUUGACACCAACUACGACGGGGAGGUUUUGUCAUGUACAGUUAACCACAUGGUAAUGGAUCUUAUCAGGUACAAAUCCAUUGAGGAGAAUUUCAUCAUUGUUGUGAAAUAUUUUGAAUCAACUCUGCUGCUUCCUGACAAGGUUCGUCGAUUGUCCCUCCAGUUCGGAGGUUCAAAAAGUGCAAAGAUACCAGAAAGCAUCAGAGUGUCCCAAGUUCGAUCACUUCUGUUUUGUGGAUCCUCCAGAUGUGUGCCUUCCAUUCCGGAUUAUGGCAUUCUCCGAGUCCUGAUUCUUCAUAUUUGGGCUGAUCAAGAUCAGAUGAGUUUUGACCUCACUAGAAUCAAUGAGCUAUUUCGACUGAGAUAUCUGAUGGUUGAAUGUAAUAUCACCAUCAAUUUGCCAGACAAGAUUAAAGGAUUACAAUACUUGGAGACACUGCAAUUAGAUGGAAGACUAUCCGCUGUUCCAUCAGAUAUUGGUCAUUUGGAGAAUUUACGGCACCUCUGCCUUCCAAGCGAGGCUAAUGUGAGGGACCUUGACAGGCUGACCAAUCUCCAGGAUCUUCAUCUCACCCUUUCUACAGCACAUCCAAUUGAGAAUCUGGAGGUUACCAUGAAAUGCAUGGGCUCAAUUCUCCACAAACUCAACAACCUCAAGUCUAUAAUUCUGGCAUCUGCAGGUUCCUUUCCCAUAAAUACUUCAAGUCUGAGCAUUUCGUGUGAUGGCUUGAGCAACGUGUCCCCUGUUCUGGCCCAUCUUGAGAGACUUGAGCUAUUGCCACAGGUUUGCAUCUUUCCCAGCCUCCCAAAGUGGUUUAAAACACUCGACAAACUCUGCACUCUAAAGAUAGCAAUUAGAGAGUUGUCGAACAGUGAUAUGGAUAUCGUUAAAGGAUUGCCUGCCCUCAGUGCUCUCUGGCUGUAUAUCCAGACAGCGCCGACAGAGACGAUUGUCUUUGGCAAGUCCGGAUUUUCAGCUCUCAAGUACUUCAAGUUGAGGUGCAGUGAACCUUUGCUGAAAUUCGAGGCUGAUGCAAUGCCUAAUCUUCGGAAGCUCAAAUUAGUCUUCAGUGUCCAGGAAGUGCAGCAGCAUAGAGUUGUACCUAUCUGCAUUGAGCACCUGGCAGGGCUUAAAGAGAUAUCCGCGAAAAUUGGGGGUGCAGGUGCUGCUGGCACAGAGUCUGCCUUGAGGAUUUCUGUUAGCAAUGAUCCAAAAAAUCCAAAAAUCAACUGUCAACUGGUGAACUGGAACUUCUAUGCUGAAGAUAGAAUUAUAGCGAUACCAGACCAAGCAGCCAUAAUUAUAGAAGAACGGGGUGAGAUCCUGGAGGAAAACACAGAAUAUGAGUACAAAGGGGAAGAUGGGGACAGGCAAGCUGAUAGCGGGACUUCUACGCUGCCGGAAUCCUCUCCCUCGUUCCCUUUGAGACCCACCGGCCAGCUAUAUGGCCAGAGGCUCCUUUCUGUGUGGUCCAGGGCCAGGCACACCUUGAAAGCCGUGCCCCGCACCUUGAAAGCCAGGCCCCACACCUUGAAACCUGCCUCUGAGGGCCACGACGGUCUCCUCUGGUGGUACAACCUCGUGCCAUGCAACGCCGGUGAGCUCUCCAUGGCCUAUGUUCAGGCUAAUAGGCUGAUGGAGGACCAUUGUCGCGUAGAUUCAUCUCCUACCCUCGGCACCUUUGUUGGUAUUUUUGAUGGUCAUGGUGGUGCCGAAGCUGCCCGCUUCACUGCUGAGCAUCUCUUCCCUAAUAUCCAAUCCGAAGCCACGUCUAGCUGGCAGGGCGUGACAGAGGAAACCAUCAGGAAGGCGUUCCUGGACACAGAUGAAAGCUUCAUCGCUCAUGUCGAGAAACAAUGGUUAGUCAAGCCCCAGCUUGCCGCCGUUGGGUCAUGCUGCCUUGUCGGCGUCGUGCACCAGCGGACACUCUUCGUCGCCAACCUCGGGGACUCCCGGGCUGUUCUCGGGAAAGUUGGUCUCAAUGGGAAGAUUGACCCAGUGCAGCUGACCACUGAACAUGUUGCCUCUGACGAGAGUGUCAGGCAGGAGCUCAGGGAUCAGCACCCCGAUGAUCCGCAUAUUGUGGUGCUUAAGCAUGGUGUCUGGAGAGUGAGAGGCUUCAUACAGGUGUCCAGAACAAUAGGUGACGCAUACUUGAAACAUGAGCACUUUAACAGGGAACCGCUCCAUAGUAAGUUCAGGCUUCGGGAACCAUUCAGCCGGCCUAUAUUGAGUGCCAACCCAUCUAUCAUGUCACACAGUCUUCAACCAAGUGACCGUUUCAUCAUAUUUGCCUCCGACGGUCUGUGGGAACACUUGAGUAAUGAGACAGCCGUCAAGAUUGUUCACAAACAUGGGCGUACUGGAAUUGCGAGAAGGCUUAUAGAAGCAGCUCUCCAGGAAGCGGGGAAGAAACGAGAGCUUACUUUGAAAGAUAUCAUGAAGAUCGAGAGUGGCGUUCGCAGGCAUUUCCACGAUGAUAUAACCGUGGUUGUCUUGUUUAUAGAUCAUGGCCUAUCAGCGAAAGAUCAUGCACAAGAAAGCCGGGCCCUUUCCAUAAGUGUACCUUCGGGCCUCGGCGAUCUAGCCUGGGCGUAACUUUGGUUUUACUGUGCUCGCCCGUCGAACUAGAGUAUGUAUGAUGAUUGAUCACUACUUUGAUGCUGCUGUGCUCGUCUGUCAAACUGUGUAUAAAAUGACCUCGAAAACCCUUUUAUCCAGAAAAAGGUGCUUUAACCCAACA